This is a messenger RNA of Gasterosteus aculeatus aculeatus (three-spined stickleback), 5917 nucleotides long. It is a transcript of the gene lamc3, whose product is annotated as laminin, gamma 3. Gene Ontology annotation, biological process: tissue development; axon guidance; animal organ morphogenesis. Lineage: Eukaryota; Metazoa; Chordata; Actinopteri; Perciformes; Gasterosteidae. Gene Ontology annotation, cellular component: basement membrane. The record is from RefSeq and is a predicted model, not a curated record.
CCUGGGCUGCCCCUGAUGAGAGGAGGUCCUGCACCAACUUCAUUCCACCCCACAAAGGGAGAGCACAUGCUGGGGACUCGCCAGAGGGAUCAGGCAAACAAAGCUCACAGUUCGGACUUAUUUCUUGUUGCCGGAUCACUUCUCUCCAGUCUGUUUGCCCUGAAUGUGAUUGUCCUUUUUAGACAUGGAAACGUCCUUCGCCGUGAGCUCUGUCCUCCCGUCCCUGCUGCUCUCUCUUCAUCUGCACUGCAGCCUCCUCGCUUGGGCCGCGAUGGACUCCUGCAUCGACGAGGAGGGCGGGCCGAGCCGCUGCAUGCCCAAGUUUGAGAACGUCGCCUUCAAUCGCACGGUGGUGACGUCCAACGUGUGCGGCUCGCCGCCCGAGGACUACUGCAUGCAGACCGGCUCCACGCGCUCGUGCCGCCACUGCGACGCGUCCCAUCCGGACCUGAGCCACGGCGCCGGCCUCCUGACAGACUUCCACAGGAACGAGGAGCCCACGUGGUGGCAAAGCCAGUCCAUGUACUAUGGUGUCCAGCACCCAAGUUCCGUCAACCUCACCCUCCACCUGGGGAAGGCUUUCGAGAUAACCUACGUGCGAUUGAAAUUCUACACCAGUCGUCCGGAGAGCUUCGCCAUCUACAAGCGCACGGCGGAAGGUGGCUCCUGGGUGCCUUACCAGUUUUACAGCGCCUCCUGUAGGAAGACCUACGGGAAGGACGCCAAGGCCUACAUCCGCCCGGGAGAUGACGAGAGGACGGCUUUGUGCACGGACGAGUUCAGCGACAUCUCCCCCCUCACCGGGGGGAACGUGGCGUUCUCCACCCUGGAGGGACGGCCCAGUGCGUACAACUUUGAUCAAAGCGCGGUGUUGAAGGAAUGGGUCACAGCCACUGACCUGCUCAUCUCUUUGGACAGGCUUAACACCUUUGGAGACGAGUUCUUCAAGGAUGCCAAAGUGUUGCGCUCGUACUUCUAUGCCAUCUCUGAUUUCUCCGUGGGUGGCAGAUGCAAGUGUAAUGGCCACGCCAGCGAGUGCGUGGCGUCGGAGCACCGGGGCCUGGUGUGCUCCUGCCAGCAUCACACAGCGGGGGACGACUGCCAGAGAUGCCAGCCCUUCUACCAGGACCGACCCUGGUUCAGGGCCACGGGGGACUCCGCCAACGAGUGUUUGAAGUGCAACUGCAGUGGGAGGUCGGACGAGUGCGUGUUCGACGCCGAGCAGUACCGCAGCACCGGCAGCGGGGGGCGCUGUGUGAGCUGCAGAGACAACACCGACGGGCCCCAUUGUGAGCGCUGCAGACAGGACCACUACAGGGCGUCCGCCGAGGAGCCCUGCCUGCCAUGCAACUGCAACGUCAACGGUUCGGUGAGUCUGCAGUGUGAUGGAGAAGGAAGGUGUGCGUGUUCAGCCGGCGUGACGGGGGAGAAGUGUGACGCAUGUCGGGCCGGCUUUCACUCGCUCGGCCACGGCGGCUGCAGGCCCUGCGAGUGCGACCCCGGCGGCAGCGUGGACGACUGCUCCCCCCUCGACGGACAUUGUCCCUGCAAGCCCAACGUGGAGGGGCAGAGCUGUGACAGAUGCAAGCCAGGCUUUUUCAACCUUGAGCCAGUGAACCCGGCGGGAUGCCAGGCCUGUUUCUGCUCCGGCCACUCGCUGGCCUGCUCCUCCUCCCAUCGCUACGCCGCCGCCAGCAUCACUUCUGACUUCCUCGAAGAUCAGGACGGCUGGCUGGGGGAGUUCUCCGGGGGGCAGCAGUACACCCUGCUGUGGAAGGAAGGUGAAGUCUACCUGCUGCCUCUCACCGAGGAAGACGUCGGCUUCUACAAAGCGCCCGAGAAAUUCCUGGGUCAGCAAGUCUACAGCUACGGCCAGCUCCUCUCCAUCACCUUCACCUCUGAGACCCCCGAGCUGCUCCCCCACCGCGUCACCUUGCUCCUCCAGGGCGCCGGAGUCACCCUCUCCGCUGACCUUUCACCCCAGCCGGCGCUUGGCGGCGGCCUCACAUCGCAGCGAUCCUUCGUCGUCAGGCUUCAUGAAAACGAGAUGAGAUUCCAACCUCCUUUGUCUGCCUCUGCGUUCCAACAACUCCUUAACAACCUGACGGCGCUCAGAAUCAGCAACGCCGGAGGACACAACUACACGUCGCAGCUCGCGGGGGUCACCCUGACCUCGGCUCUCGUCCCCUCCGGCGCCGCCCACCCUCCUGCCCCGUGGGUGGAGUCCUGUUCCUGCCCCCCGGCGUUUACGGGCCAGUUUUGCGAGCGCUGUGCCCCAGGCUUCACCCGGGAAGACUCCGCCAGGGGGCCUCUCUCCACGUGUGUGCCAUGCAACUGCCACCAGCACGGAACCUGCCACCCAGAGACAGGCGCGUGCGAGUGCUCCGACUUCACCGCCGGGAUGACCUGCGAGCGCUGCCGGGCUGGUUACCACGGCAACGCUGUGACUGGCACGCCCGGUGAUUGUCGGCCGUGCCCCUGCCCGGGCCGCACCAGCUGUGCCGAAAUUGCGAAAACGGGACAGGUGGUGUGCACCAACUGCCCCGCAGGACAGACAGGCAUGCGCUGUCAGAUGUGCGAAGACGGUUACUACGGCGACCCCCUGGGACAAUCCGGUGAAGCUCGGGCGUGCGCGAGAUGCGACUGCAGCGGCAACGUGGACUUCAACGCGCUGGGAACGUGUGACCGCGUGACCGGGGAAUGCCUGAAAUGCCUGGGACACACCGAGGGCGACCGCUGCCAGCGCUGCCAGCGGGGUUUCUACGGCGACGCCCGGAGCCAGAGCGCUGGGCAGAAGUGCAAGCCGUGCAGCUGCAAUCCUAAAGGAACCUCUGGACGCGUAAAUGAGUGCCACCCUCAGACGGGAGAAUGCCAGUGCCUCGGUCAUGUGACCGGACGGGAUUGCAGUUCUUGCGAUGGCGGCUUCUUCAACCUGCAACCAGGUGUAGGAUGCGAGAGGUGCAAGUGCAAUCCGAUUGGCUCAGCCUCCGCCGCGUGUCACCCAUCCACAGGGCAGUGCGUGUGUCGCGCCGGAGUGGAGGGCGUGCUGUGCGACUCCUGCCGCGUCGGCUUCUUUGGAUUCUCGUCCCGAGGGUGUAGAGCCUGUAACUGUGACCCAAUGGGCUCCGUCUCGAUGCAGUGCCACGGCAACGGCACCUGCCACUGCCGCCAGGGCUUUGUGGGUUACAAGUGUGACAAAUGUGAGAUGAACUACUUCCACAGCAGCGCCACGCACCAGUGUGAGGAAUGCCCCGUCUGCUACGGCCUCGUCAAGAAGCAGGCAGAACAGAUGAGGACUCGCCUGCAGGAUCUGGAGAAGCUUCUGGCUCACUUUGACUGCCGUGGUAGAUCCGGGAAGCGGCACCCGCUGCUGAAGUAUCCCAUGGCCAGGCUGCAUGAGCACGGGGAUCAGGGGGAGGACGCUCUGCCCAAUGCUCUGGAGGAUUUCCUGGCCUUCCAAGAGGCUCGGGAGGCCUUCAUAAAACAUUUUUCGCUGCUCGAAGCUUCCCACGGCACACUCUUAGCCCAGCUGCACGGCAUUACAUCCACGCUGAACUGCAGCAUCAGCGUGACGGAGGAAGAGGGGAAGGAGAGGAGGAAGGAGGGAGGGAGCAAGGGCGCGUGUCAAACCUUCACACAAACCGCGUUCAUGGUCACGGCGUCUCAGGAACAGCUCAAGCAGGCAACGCGGGACCUGGACAACAUGAUCAUUCCUUUUGAGGUGCCGUCAGAACCCAACAAAUGGAACAUUUUGGUCAAUGACUCGCGGGCCCUGAUGAAAAGCCACGGAGAGACUGCAGACCACAUUGAGGCCGUGGCCAGCAGGGCGGCCAGAGUCUCGCAGCAGACCCUGGGUCUCCUGGCAGAUCUCCUGCAGGACAACUCCACGGAGGAGUACACCGGGAACCUUACGGAGCAGAUAACACGAAUGCGGCGGCAGAGGGCGGACCUGACGUCACGGGUCAAUGACGCCGCCGCUGAGCAGCUGGCCCUGGAGGAGGAGGCUGCUGGUUUAAAGCUCGCCCUGGGAAACAUCACAUCAUCCUUACAUCAGAUGUCUCCGACCGACGCCGGCCCCUCGCCAGAGCCCGACCAGACCCCCCCAACCGACCGUACGACACGGUGGGUGGAGGACCUGCUAAAACAAAAAGAAGAGCUGGACCAGCAAAUUCAGAUGAAAGACAAGCUCAUCAGUAAGAUCAGAGAGGAGGUGGAGCCUCUGAAACACGCUGCCGGCCAAAAGAUGGAGGUGAUGGUUGACAUUAGUGAGAUGCAAGCUGACGCUGAAGGGGCAAAGGUCGCGGCCCUGUCGUCCGUGGUGACGGGGAAAGAGGUGGAGUCUGACGCCAUCGCCCUGCACAGGGAACUGCAAUACAUGGUGAGGGAGUUUCCCCGUCGGCGGACCCAGACCGAGGCGGCCGUGAAGAAGGGGAGACCCCUGGAGGAAAAGGUUCUAGCAGACGUCAGGAAGAAGGUCUCACAGAUAGAGAAGAUGCUGAAACCGGCGCUGGAAAACUCCAGCCUCUCCAGCAACGCCACAAAGGAAGCGGAAAGGAGAGCACACGCUGUGGCAAAGGAAUCCAAAGCCAUUCUGACCCAGGCCAAGCACACCAGGACUGCGUCUGCUCACCUCGACUCCCACAUAGACUCUGCUUUAAAACAGCUGGCUGAGCAGGAGACGCUAGCAGACACACUCAGCUCGCAGAUCACCUCAGAGCCUGAGGCGUCCCUGGCCGGCGUUAUGGAGGACAUGGAAGCAGCCAAGCUCCAGUUAAAGGCCUAUUCCGCUACACUGACCGAGCUAAUCAGCAGCAUCGAUGGGAACGUGCCGCUGGAGCGCUUCCACCGCCUUCUGGAUGAGACGGCGCGGCGCCUGAGCGUGCUGCGCGGCAGCGUCGACAGCCCGGCGCUGGUGUCCAAGAUCCAGAGGCUGCAGUCGGCCGCCAAGGAGCAGCACAGCAGGAUGUCCUUCAUCGAGCAGGACCUGCAGGAGAUCAGGGAGGAGAGAGACAGUCUCAGGGACAUCGCUUUAAACCUGCCCCAGUCGUGCCCCCGGGCCACGGGGGCAGCGGGAGGCUAGACACUCACUGCAGAUGGGUCUCUGGAAGACAGCCGAGCAUCACAGAAGUCUGAGGAUUUCGUUUCAUUUUCUUUUAUAUUCUACUUCAAAAAAAGGUCAGUUAUCUCCUCCAAAUAUUUACAUCAAGUGCAUUUCAUUCUACCACGGAUUUUGUUAAUAAAAAGGUAAUUGUCAUUUAUUAUUCUCCUACAGAAAAGUCAUAUAUAUCCUUUAAUUCUUUUUUAAUUCAAAAAAGUUUUUCCCCGAGAUACAUUUAUUUGACUAAACUCAUGGUCUCUCACACACUCCCACGAUUCACACCUCAUCCUUUGUUUUUAUUCCCCUUCAUUUCUUUUUCCCCACUCGACAACAUCCAAACUUUUAACUUCACCGUGAAUAAUUAGCCACCGUUGGUUUCCUGUCGAGUUUGAAAUAAUGCUUGUUUCCUGGUGUGGGGGGUGAAGAGGUGACUGUCACAUUCAUUCACCGACCGCUUUAAUUAACAAUUAGUCCCCUCGGCCUCGGUGGGUUCAGGUCAGGCUUCGUUCGUCUUUGUGGUUACUAUCGCACGGUUAAUAUUCCUUGUUCCCGGGGUCACGACCUUUGUCCCACUGUCUGGCUUCUGAUGGACCAAAUGUAAAAGCUUCUUACCUUUGUAGUGUGAAUACGACUCAUGGAGGGACGGUUUACCAAAGUGAUGUAAGAUGAGCAUUUCGCCGUUUUUAUUCUUGUUUGAAUAUUUGAUCAGGAAUCCGAUUUAAGACAAACCAGUUCCACAUUUACAUCUAGUAAUUGUUUUAAGUAUGUAAAGCCUUCACAUGGAAACCAUUUCAAAAUAAAGAAUGCUUGAAAGACCCA